Rotaria sordida is the source of this 6060-nucleotide messenger RNA. The record is from the annotation of a GenBank genome assembly. NCBI's taxonomy places the organism in Eukaryota, Metazoa, Rotifera, Eurotatoria, Philodinida, Philodinidae.
AUGGAUAAGAAUUAUUUGACAACAAUAAUUAAUAAUAAAACAAAUUUAAAUUAUCCAUUAUCAUCAACAAUAAUACCAAUCGGAAAUGAUAAUAAAAAUUUCAAUGAAAAAGAUCAUAUAUUAAAUGAACAUGCAUCAACGCAUGUUUUAACUGAUAUACAAGGUUCACGGAAUCUUGAAGAAACAGAUGAAAAUGAAUUACCAUUUCCUGGUUUUGUUGAAACUGUUUUUUUUUGUCUUAAACAAAGUCAAACACCUCGUUAUCAAUGUUUACAAAUAAUAACAUGGCCAUGGUUUGAACGUAUAAGUAUGUUUGUUAUAUUACUUAAUUGUAUAACACUUGGAAUGUAUCAACCAUGUCAACAUUUUGACAAUUCACAAUCACCAAAAAAAUGUGAUACACCACGUUGUAUUUGGUUACAAGCAACUGAUUAUUUUAUUUUUGCUUUUUUUACUCUUGAAAUGUCUAUUAAAAUGACAGCUAUGGGAAUAAUUGGUAAACGAACUUAUUUAGCUGAUACAUGGAAUAGAUUGGAUUGUUUUAUUGUUCUUUCUGGAUUAAUAGAAGCAGUAAUUCCAGGUGAUAUAUUAAGUUUAUCAGCGAUACGUGCAAUUCGAGUUCUUCGUCCAUUACGUGCAAUAAAUCGUGUACCAUCAAUGCGUAUACUUGUCAUGUUAUUACUUGAUACAUUACCAAUGCUUGGAAAUGUUUUACUUCUUUGUUUUUUUGUCUUCUUUAUAUUUGGUAUUGUUGGUGUUCAAUUAUGGAAAGGUUUAUUACGUAAUCGUUGUUUUUUACAAUUAAAUACAACACUUAUAUCUGAUUACACUUUAUUUGAGGAUUCUGAUUUACGAUCUUUUUAUAUUCCACCUCAAGGCGAUUCAUUUGUUUGUUCUCAGCCUCAAUCAAAUGGAAUGACAAAAUGUUCCGAUAUUCCAAAAUCACGAAAAGGAAAUUUAACAUGUGAACUUGAUUUUGAUAAAAAUAAUCAAGAAUUAUUAAGAAAUCCAAAUAAACCAAUAAAUGCUUGUAUUAAUUGGAAUCAAUAUUAUCAAUUUUGUAAUGUUUCAGAUAAAAAUCCAUAUUCUGGUGCAAUUAGUUUUGAUAAUAUUGGUUUAGCAUGGGUUGUUAUUUUUCAAAUAAUUAGUCUUGAAAGUUGGGUUAAUAUAAUGUAUUAUAUUCAAGAUGCUCAUUCAUUUUGGGAUUGGAUUUAUUUUGUUUGUCUUAUUAUAAUUGGUUCAUUUUUUAUGAUUAAUUUAUGUCUUGUUGUUAUAGCAACACAAUUUAGUGAAACAAAAAAACGUGAAACAGAAAGAAUGUUAAAUGAACGAAGACGUUUUUCACGUUCAUCAAGUAUAUUAUUAAAUGAUGAACCAGGUUCUUGUUGGCAAGAAACAAUUAAAUUUAUUGAACGUUUAUAUAAACAUGCAUACAAUAAACUUUCUACUUUAUGGAAUAAUUAUCGACGAAAUCGUACUAAUGUAAAUAAAAAAAAACGUCGUCGAAAAGAAAAUAUAAACAAUAAAUCAUCAGCAAUUGAAAUUCAUUUAAAUCGAGAUUCAAUAUCAAAUUGUUUAUCAUCACCGAACAUAAAUCUAAAUGAUAAAUCAAACAAUCAAUAUCAUCAAAUUAGAGAUAGUUUAUCUAAUCGAACAGCAGCAUCAUUAUGUCCAUCUAUAGCUGAUGCACCAGCUGCUAGUCCUGAACAAUCUGAUAUAUUAGAUUCAAUCCAUACACCCAAUCCUCAUUUUGAUAUUAUUGAUACAAUUCAACAUUUGUCAUCAUUUAAUCAUGAUCAUGAUAAUACUUCAAUUCCAUCGAUUUUAUUAAAUAAUAUAUCAAUUAAACAAUCUGAUUGUUAUCAUCAAACUAUUCCAAAUGAUAAAUUAACUAUCAAUGAAGAUGAAGAUGAAGAUGAAGAUGAAGUUGAAGUUGAAAAUGAAGAUGAAGAUGAAGACGAAGUUGAAGAAGAUAAUGAUGAAAAUGUAAUAAAAGAAAAAUCUAAAAUAUCAAAAUAUUUCGAUAAAUAUAUAUGGUCUCAUAUGAUAAAAUUACAAAAAUUUAUAUCAAAUUUUGUUGGAAGUAAAUAUUUUCGUCGUAUUGUAUUAUCAGCUAUUGUUAUAAAUACAUUAUCAAUGGGUAUUGAAUAUCAUGGACAACCUCCAUCAUUAACAAAUGCAUUAGAAUAUAGUAAUUUAGUAUUUACAACAUUAUUUGCUAUUGAAAUGAUUUUAAAAAUAAUUGCUGAUGGUUGUCUUGAAUAUAUUAAAAAUGCUUAUAAUUUAUUUGAUAGUGGUAUUGUUAUUAUGAGUCUUAUUGAAUUACAAGGAAAUAAAAAUAGUGGUCUAUCUGUUUUACGUACCUUUAGAUUAUUACGUGUACUUAAACUUGUCAGAUUUAUGCCAACACUUAGACGACAAUUAAUUGUCAUGCUUAAAACUAUGGAUAAUGUGGCAACAUUUUUCUCUUUAUUACUUCUAUUUAUUUUCAUCUUCAGUAUAUUGGGUAUGAAUCUAUUUGGUUGCAAAUUUUGCAAAAAUGUCGAAGUAAAACGUAGCAAACAUGUUGAAGUUGAAUGUUCAAGAAAAAACUUCGAUUCUCUAUUAUGGGCUAUUAUAACUGUAUUUCAAGUGUUAACUCAAGAAGAAUGGAAUGAAGUACUUUACGAUGGUAUGAAAACCACAAGUGCAUGGGCAGCAUUGUAUUUUAUAGCAUUAAUGACAUUUGGAAAUUAUGUUUUAUUUAAUUUACUUGUUGCCAUUCUUGUUGAAGGAUUUUCAACAGAAAAAGCGGGUAGCAAUUCUGAUAAUGGAAGUAUUUCAAAUAGACUGGAAAAAGUUGAUCCAUUUACAAGUCAAGCACUUUUUACAGGUGAUAUUGAAGGAGCAGCUAAUCCACAUGAAUUAGUUGUCGAUGAAACAGCACAAACUAAUCAAGAUAAUAAAAUUGCUCGAAUAAAAGAAGUGAAAAUAAUAAGUAUACCAAAGAUUGCUAUAAGUAAUGAAAAUGAUUCAAGUUUAUAUGUUGUUGAAAAUUUAUUUAAAAAAAGUUCAAAUUCAAAUUCAAAUAGUUCAUCACCACAUAAAUCUAUAAUUAAAAUUCGUUCAUCUCAACCACAAUCAUUAUCAUCAUCAACAACACAAAGUUUUCAUACAUGUUUUGAAUCAAUUGAUAAACAAUCUAGAAAAAUUUCUUUACCUAUUCAACAAAAUAAUGCACUUUCAACAAUUAAAAAUAAAUCAUUAACAAAUAUUUAUAAUUAUAAUAAUCAAACAUAUUAUUAUGAUAAAGAACAAAUUUCAAUAAAUCCAAUACGACGAAUUAAUUCUUAUCAAUCAUCAUUAACAAAACGUUUUAUUAUUCAAGAUAGAAAAUUAAUUGAAGAAUAUAUUAAUCAAGCAGAUAGAAUUCAUAAACGUCGAUUAACAUUUGAUAAUUUUAAUUAUUCAAUAGAUCAAGUUGAUACAUCAAGUAUUUAUGAAACACCAAAACAUGAUUAUAAUCAACCUCUUCAAAAUUCAUUUCGUUUAUUUAUUGAUAAUGAUUCAAAUAUAUUAACAACAAUUAAUAAUCAAUCUGAUAUGCAAAUUGAUAUUAAUACAAAUACAAAUCAAUCUCAACUUCAAACGAAUCGUUUGUGUUUAAAUUGUUUAUGUGGAAAAGGAUUCUAUAAAUAUUUUGAAAAACGAGAAAAUUAUUCACUUUAUAUAUUUUCACCAGAAAAUCGAAUUCGUAAAGCAUUGAAAUAUUUAAUUUUAAAAAAAUCUUUUGAUUAUUUAAUAUUAUUUAUAAUUGCUCUUAAUUGUAUAACACUUGCAAUGGAACGUCCGUCGAUUCCACCAACAAGUGCUGAACGACAAUUUUUAAAUAUAACAAAUAUUAUUUUUACAAUAAUAUUUACAAUUGAAAUGAUGAUAAAAGUUAUUGCAAGUGGAUUUAUAUAUGGAAAACAUAGUUAUUUACGUAGUGGAUGGAAUGUUAUGGAUGGUUUUCUUGUUAUUAUAUCAAUUAUUGAUCUCGCUACAAUGCAUCGAGGAUCAUUAACAUCAAAUCAUUUUGAAUCAGAUGCAGCAACACGUAUUUUUAGCAUGUUAAGAGUUUUUCGUUUAUUAAGAACAUUAAGACCAUUGAGAGUUAUUAGUCGAGCACCUGGUCUUAAACUUGUUGUACAAACAUUACUUUCAUCAUUAAGACCUAUUGGACAUAUUGUUGUUAUAUGUUGUACUUUUUUUAUUAUAUUUGGUAUUCUUGGUGUUCAGCUUUUCAAAGGUAAAUUUUAUUAUUGUGAAGGUCGAUUAGCUCGUGAUGUAACAACGAAACAACAAUGUGAGGAGUUGUCUGAUCAUCAUUGGAAAAAUCAACAAUAUAAUUUUGAUAAUUUAGGUCAAGCAUUAUUAACAUUAUUUGUAUUAUCAUCUCGAGAUGGUUGGGUUCAAAUAAUGUAUAAUGGUAUAGAUGCUGUUGAUGUUAAUAUGCAACCAAUAAGAAAUUAUAAUGAAGCUAAAUUAAUUUAUUUCAUAGCAUUUUUAUUACUUGUUGGUUUUUUUGUAUUAAAUAUGUUUGUUGGUGUUGUUAUUGAAAAUUUUCAUAAAUGUCGUGCUGAACAAGAACGUGAAGAAAAAGCUCGACGUACAGCAAAACGUGCAAAAAAAAUUGAACGUAAACGACGUCGUAUGCGUCAAAUACCAUAUUAUGCACAUUUUUCACCAUGGAGAAGACGUUUACAUAAUAUUUGUAAUAGUAAAUAUUUUGAUUUAAUUAUUGCUGCUGUUAUUGGUCUUAAUGUUGUUACUAUGUCAUUAGAAUUUUAUUUAAUGCCACCGGCAUUUGAUUUAGCUCUUGAUUAUUGUAAUUAUGUAUUUACAACUGUUUUUAUAAUUGAAUCAAUAUCAAAAAUUAUUGCUCUUGGACCAUUACGUUAUUUUAAAGACAAAUGGAAUCAACUUGAUAUAACAAUUGUUAUUUUAUCAAUUGCUGGAAUUUUUUUAGAAAAAAUCAAUAGUGGACAUAUACUUCCUAUUAAUCCAACUCUUAUACGUGUUAUGAGAGUUCUAAGAAUUGCACGAGUACUUAAAUUAUUAAAAAUGGCAAAAGGUAUUCGAGCUUUAUUAGAUACGGUUAUUCAAGCUCUUCCACAAGUUGGAAACUUGGGUCUUUUAUUUUUUCUUCUUUUCUUUAUAUUUGCUGCACUUGGUGUUGAAUUAUUUGGAAAAUUAGAAUGUAGUGAAGAACGUCCAUGUACUGGACUUGAUAAACAUGCACAUUUUAAAGAUUUUGGUAUGGCUUUUUUAACAUUAUUUCGUAUUGCAACUGGUGAUAAUUGGAAUGGAAUUAUGAAAGAUGCAUUACGUCAAGAUGAUUCACCACAUGGAGGAAAAAAUCAAUUUAUGACAGCAUUAGCACCGAUUUAUUUUGUUAUUUUUGUUCUUAUGGCACAAUUUGUUCUUGUUAAUGUUGUUGUUGCUGUUUUAAUGAAAAAACUUGAUGAAUCGAAUCAAAUGAUGUCUGAUGAUACAGAAAUUGAUGAAGAAAUUGAACGACAAUUAGAAGCUGAUGCACAGGAUCGAGAUUAUCUUGAACAACCAUUAAUUGAUGAUAAAGAGUUUCAUUUUCUAAAUGAUAAUAAUAUUAGUUAUUUUCCAUUAACAAAACAAUUAUCUUUACCAGCAAAUUUUACAUUUCAUUCAAUGGAUUCAAUAACAGAACGUUCCGAAAAAGGUAAACCAACUGAACAAGUGGAUAAUUGUUCAUUAUUAUCAGUGAUAAGUUCAAAAUCAGAUAUUCUAAAAUCAAAAUUUGAUGAAAAAAUUCUUUUAAAUAAGAAUGAAGAAAAUUUAUCAUUAAAUACAGAAAAAAGGGGUGAAAAUGAAAAUAGACGAAGAAGAUAUGUUAAUCAUCAUCGUUCAAAUACAGUUCCUAGACGUAAUCGAAAAAUAAAAAUAAAAUCAUUAAUAAAUAAUCAAGAUGAAAAUAAUAAAUCAAAUAGAAAUCAAUCAUUUUCAAUAUCAUUAUUACAAAUUCAAUCAAAACAACGUCGACCUUUUAUUAAUCAUCAUUGA